UUUGUCAGUUAAACGUCUGGCUAAAACAAACCCCCCUCAGUCACUCACAGCUCCGCCGCGGUGUCUCUCUCUCCGCAGGGACCCACGCAGGCUAAUUAGCAGAGCACCAGACCUGUCUCUGCCCGCCCUCAGCUGGAGGACAAUGGCACCGUGUCUCUGCCCAGAAGCCGUGUGGACUGGAGUGUGUCCUCUCCUCUUGACAACCCCCGACGUCGUUCCCCCUUUUUUUUUUUUUUUUUUCUUGCCUCAGAAGUAGCAGCUCUUUUCGCCCGAGCCGUGUCUUGACGGGAAGUUGAGCGGCUGUGUGACAGUGUCAGCUAUCCCUCCUCUGCGGGCUUGUGCGGGCUGACGACGGAUACCGAGGAGAGGAAGUUGCGCUCAAAACUGCGAAAGCUUCGCGGACAUGAACGUGGGGACGAGGGUGAAUAAAUAAUAAAUGUGGGAAUUAAACAUUGCCCAGUAUUUUUUUUUUUUUCUGUUUCCCUCCGUGACGUGUAUGUGCGGCCCUUUCCUGUACGCCCCCUUCCGUUCACCCCCCCCACUCCCUUUCUCAAAACCCAAACUCCACGCCUUCCCUGCGCGCGUUCACGAGCCUUGAAUGUAGUCGGGUGCGCGCCUCCGUCUGUACAGCAUUGAUAAAACGUCGGAGUGAUGCUGAAUGCAGCCUCGGAUUCUCGCAGCGCUGUCCUUGGUCACCCCUGACAACAAAGGACGCUUUGACAUGUCUCACUAAAAGUAAGGGUCCAAUUACAAUGCCCCUUGUGUGCGCGGGCUAAAAAAAGACAACGGUGCACCCCCCCCCAUCACCAACACAAGUCAAGUUGUGAUUGGCUGUUAUUAAAGUCAAUCAGCUAUCAAUCAAGUGGGACAGUGAGUGUCAUGGCAACUCACUCAGCAACCAGAGCCCAGCAACAAAGACUCAUCCCUGUAUGUAGUUAGUGUGGUGCUCAGUUUGUGAACAGGCAGCCACACAGCGAGCAAACAUGCCUCCAAAGAAAAAGACUAAAAAGACCACAAAGAAGAAGCCUGAAAAAAGUGAAAAUGACUUGGAAACAAAGUAUAGACGCAGUGUUCUGGAUAUAGCCAUCCUACAGGAUCACAUCGCCUUUCAGUGCGAGUCUGUAAUAAAGGUCCAGUCUGAUAGAGUUGACCUGAGGAGACGCAUGAGAGAAACGGAGCAGAAGCUGCACCACGAGAGACAAGACUACAGGGACGUCAACUCUGACCUCAGUCGCCAGUACAAAACCAUGCAGACAGAGCUGACCAACAGGGGGAAGAGGCUGGAGAAGGAGGUCAGCCAGCUGAAGGAAGAACUUGUCCUGUGUCAGGAGGAACUGAGGAAAGAGAAAAGAGAGCGUGAACAGGUGGAAGAGGAGAAGGACGCCAUCAUAGCUGACCUCCAACACAAGCUGGACAACAUGGAAACAGACUACGAGAAGAUCCUGCAUGAGACUCUAGACAGCCUGACUGCCCAGCUGUCUGUGGCUCGACAGGGACGGGAGGAGAAGAGCACAACCCUUCAUCAGAAUUACAAGGAACUGCUGUCUGAAUUUGGCCUGAACGCACUGGACAUCUAAAAGUCAGGCUCCUCACAAAUGAAAGCAGCUGCUCCUCCCAGUGAGACAGAUUUGUUCAAUGUUGUAUCUACAACUUGGUUCAAUUUGAUCAGACUCUUGCAUCCGCGUUUGGUUCAAAUGAAAGUGACGUCCACGACAGCAUCAAUUUGCAGCUCGCGAUUUACUAUGCUUAAUACGCGGAUGGAUGUUGUUAUUAUAUAAUAUUUUACCAUCAGGGUACAAAAUAGGCUGAGUUAUCUAUGCACGCAUUCAUCAGUUCACCAUGUUCAAGUCUGUAAUGUUGUGUAAUGCCCACUAGAUGUAGCAAAUGACUGUUUAUGGUCAGGGAGAUGGUGGCCAGAAUAUGUUAGAGAGUUAUACUGUUCUGUGUUUAUAUGUGUAAAUAUAUUUGGUUAUAUAUUAUGUCAAAUAAAAAUAUGUGAGGAAGAUUACACUAACAUGGUAUGAAGUGAAAAGAUACUGCCUGAGAGUUCUGUACAUGAACAACAGUUAACAUCAUGAUUCAAUGAUAGAAAUGUAUUUUCUCAGGCAGUGUUUAAUGCUGAGUCAGUGGACCAGAGGCCGAAUAUGGUAACAGGCAAGACAGCGUAAGAUGAAAGUAGCCACAUGAACCACAGAGACGUAAGAGACGACAUUAACGUUACCCCCACUGCUACACUGUAAUACUACGAGGCUGCAGUGUUUUCACUUAACCCACAACUGUGACAAAACGCAACUCAUAAGACGUGAAAGUAGAGAAAGUAAACAAAAAGUAAUGUUCAAUAUGAGGUAGUCUAACGAUAGACAAUAACAAGAAAGACACAAAAUAACAGUUAAUGAUGCAGGAAAUAUGAUUUAGCUGCCCAGCAUCGAUAAAACCCGACUUCCCCUGCGGGGAGCCAGAUAAACAGAUUUUACUUCCAAGGCUGCCAUUUGUGCGCCUUUUUCAUGGCCCAGUGCUAUUUUUUUAGCCUCUCAUCUGCGGGGUAAUGAAUCAUUUACUCUGGGAUUAAGAUAAUUCUGUGCUCUAACGACCAAUUAACACAGGAACUCAAGAGGCCUUUAUCUGAAAACCAAUAUUUUCUCCUCAAACCACAAGGAGCUGCUGCCUUCUGAGAGUAUGUGUUUCUGUUUGUUUAGGGUUUAAUGGGGUUGACUGCCGUCAUCCCAAUGCUCAAAAUGAGAUAAGCACAGUGAACCUGUUAGUGGGGGAACACAAAAGCAGUAUUCCUUAUGGGAAUAAAAAUACUCUAUAGUAGUACUCAGUAGGUAAAAGUACCAACACAGCACUGUCAUACUACUCCAUUACAAAGGUACAGUCGUAUUUCUGAUAUAUAAUACUGCAUAGAUUGUUAGCACACGAUAUGUAACAUUUAACUGUUGUAGCUGAUCAAGGGGGAGUUGCUUUGUUUCAGUAUUUAAAUCCAGUGGUUUACAACCUAUGGGUCA
Messenger RNA from Morone saxatilis (striped sea-bass), 3005 nucleotides. It is a transcript of the gene drc12, whose product is annotated as coiled-coil domain containing 153. The transcript is spliced from 6 exons. The record is from RefSeq and is a predicted model, not a curated record. The coding region runs from base 984 to 1577 and encodes 197 amino acids. Lineage: Eukaryota; Metazoa; Chordata; Actinopteri; Moronidae.